This is a messenger RNA of Caenorhabditis sp. 36 PRJEB53466, 1647 nucleotides long. The record is from the annotation of a GenBank genome assembly. NCBI's taxonomy places the organism in Eukaryota, Metazoa, Nematoda, Chromadorea, Rhabditida, Rhabditidae.
AUGCUUAUCAGCGUGUCUAGAAGCACCCUUUCCACUAGCCGCUGCGUCCUUCUAUCAGGUUUUGUGUGUGUCCUAUGUCCCUUCUCCCCCUAACCUAAAAUCUUUUGUUCCCAAUGGCGCGAGCUCUUCACAAAUACGUUUCCAUAGUACCUGCUUCGCUCUCAUGAGACGUAGACUGAGAUCUAAAUUAAAGUAGACUGAGAUCUCAGUCUACGUUAAUUCUCCCUUCUCGUUUUUUAUUGGAUUCUCUAACGCACGAAAUUGGGCAGAAUUCUCGAAUAUUCUCACAUUUCACUGAAUUCCACUGAAGCGAAGAAAUCAGAACAUGCGCUUGAAGAUGUUACGCGAUCGUAUUCAGGUGUACGAAUCAUACCAGCCACUUGUCUAAAAACCGUCAAUAUUUCCGUUUUAAACUGAACUACUUUUCUCCCUUUCCGUAUUGCCCUCACUCUGCCAUCUAACACCACCUGCAUGCUCUCCGUGUCCCCCGUCCGUUCUGAAUGGGCCUAAUCAACCAUGUCUCGCCCGUUUGCAGGCCUCUUUUCUCGAGUGCUCCUCCCGUCGUCGGUCGUCUCUUCGCAGACCGUAUCUUCUUCGUUGUCGUCCGUCUUCUCCUGCUCUUCAUCGGCGCAGAGAACGUUUCUAGCUUCAAUAAUAGGUUUGUACACCCGUUACCUUUUGUGUUUCCACUUGCACGUCUUCUUUUCAACUAACCAGCGAACACUGUCGCGCGUCCGUAAUCAAAAAUUCAUGACAAAGCGGGGAAUGUAUAAGCGUCAAGUCAUCUAAAUGAGUACGCUUUUCUUCCAGGGUCCUCACUCUCUUCCCGCCUUCUCUGCUCUUUCCGCGGCCCGCCCUCCGACGAAGAAGACUCGACAAGAAUGGCCGAUAUUGCCCAUGGAUCGCCGGCGGUCGUUCCGCCACGUGGCGAGCACAAAGCAACCAUCAUCUUUUUGCACGGACUCGGCGAUCAGGGAGACGGAUGGGCUGAUGCAUUCCGGAGCGAAGUGCGCCACGAAAACUUGAAGGCAAUUUGCCCGCACAGCAACGAGCGACCGGUCACCCUGAACAUGGGAAUGCGCAUGCCUGCCUGGUAUGAUCUUUACGGUCUGGACGCGUCGGCUCGUGAGGAUGAGGCCGGAAUCCAGGCGGCUGCUCAGUACGUCCAUCGGCUCAUCGACGCCGAGGUCGCCGCUGGAAUCCCCGCUUCUCGGAUCGCCGUCGGAGGAUUCUCAAUGGGCGGUGCGCUCGCCAUCUACGCCGGUCUCACCUACCCGCAAAAGCUCGGAGCAAUCGUCGGACUGAGCGCGUUCUUCUUGCAAAGAACCAAAUUCCCAGGAGUAGGUCAUUCCGAAUGAUACCGUUCAGCAAAUCUUACGUAUUUCAGAAGUACACUGCCAACAACGCAACUCCGAUUUUCCUCGGCCACGGUGACUCAGACUUCCUCGUUCCGCUUCAAAUUGGACAAAUGUCGGAGCAGCUGAUCAAGCAGUUCAAUCCGAAUGUCGAACUGCACGUCUACAGAGGAGUGCAACAUUCCAGCUGCUCAGAGGUACCCGGACUCCCACUUUUCGUACAAAUUUUUUUUAAUCUUUUCAGGAAAUGCAAAAUCUGAAGACGUUUUUGACAAACAAGCUGACCAAGUAA